AUGAUAGAGUUGCCUUAUGGGCUUUGGGAGCUGAUACACAAUGCUGUCUUUGUGGGGAGGAAGAUGAGAGUCGUGAUCACUUAUUCUUCUCAAAAGACCGUUGCUGCUAAUUAUGUCGCAAUGAUUCCAAAUGGACAAAUAUUUGACAGCUCUCUAGGGAAAGGUCAACCAUAUAUAUUCCGCGUCGGCUCUGGCCAAGUUAUCAAAGAGCUUGAUGAAGGGAUCUUGACUAUGAAGACCGGAGGAAAGCGCCGACUCUACAUCCGAGGAUCAUUGGCGUUUCCAAAAGGUCUAACUUCAGCUCCGGGAAGGCCUAGAGUGGCUCCAAACAGCCCUGUUGUCUUCGACGUUAGCUUGGAAUACAUUCCUGGUCUCGAGCUUGAUGAAGAAUGAGGAGUCUUAUCGCAUCAACAAACAUACAAGAUCAGGAAAUCGUAACUAAUUUCUUCCCACCUUGUGAUGGCGUGACUUUCGUCAAUUCGUUGAUUCCAUUUUUUU
Molecule: messenger RNA, 498 nt
Organism: Punica granatum (pomegranate)
Lineage: Eukaryota; Viridiplantae; Streptophyta; Magnoliopsida; Myrtales; Lythraceae
Source: RefSeq, a predicted model, not a curated record